Molecule: messenger RNA, 783 nt
Organism: Acanthosepion pharaonis
Lineage: Eukaryota; Metazoa; Mollusca; Cephalopoda; Sepiida; Sepiidae
Source: the annotation of a GenBank genome assembly
AUGGAAGCUGAUUUGGUUUACUUCAAUGAUAUCAAUCGUCUUAUGCAAUCACUUCACAUCAGUUACAAUCCAGAGGAAUGGAGGUUCUUCAUUGAUUCCUCGAAGACAAGUCUCAAAGUAGUUUUAUUACACAAUGCCGCAAUCCAUUACUCCACCGUGUCCGUUCCCCUGACUCCAUAUCUAUCUAUCUAUCUAUCUAUCUAUCUAUCUAUCUAUCUAUCUAUCUAUCUAUCUAUCUAUCUAUCUAUCUAUCUAUCUAUCUAUCUAUCUAUCUAUCUAUCUAUCUAUCUAUGUUUUGCGAAAAUUUUCCCGCACUGCUGCAUACAUCAUAUCUAUCUAUCUAUCUAUCUAUCUAUCUAUCAGUUAUUCAUAUAUAUCUAUCAGUUAUUCAUAUCUAUCUAUCUAUCUAUCUAUCUAUUAGUUGUUCAUAUCUAUCUAUCUAUCUAUCUAUCUAUCUAUCUAUCUAUUAGUUGUUCAUUAUCUAUCUAUCUAUCUAUCUAUCUAUCUAUCUAUCUAUUAGUUGUUCAUAUCUAUCUAUCUAUCUAUCUAUCUAUCUAUCUAUCUAUCUAUUAUUGUUCAUAUCUAUCUAUCUAUCUAUCUAUCUAUCUAUCUAUCUAUCUAUCUUCAUUUGUUCACAGUUAUAUCUCUACUUUAACUGCCAUCUGUUACAUCACUUAUUAUAGUAAAUUGAAGACACUUGUCAGUUGUUCAUAUCUAUCUAUCUAUCUAUCUAUCUAUCUAUCAGUUCUUCACAUCUAUCGAUCUCGGGCUGUUAAUAUCUAA